This is a messenger RNA of Caenorhabditis elegans, 1018 nucleotides long. It is a transcript of the gene bath-5, whose product is annotated as BTB domain-containing protein. NCBI's taxonomy places the organism in Eukaryota, Metazoa, Nematoda, Chromadorea, Rhabditida, Rhabditidae. The record is from RefSeq and is marked reviewed. The transcript is spliced from 5 exons. Bases 15 to 932 code for a protein of 305 amino acids.
CAAGACUCUUCGAAAUGGUCGCCACUGAAAAGAAAUUCACGCUCAGGCACAUUUUCAAGAAUGUAUCACAGUUGGAGGACGGAAAAUAUUUGUAUAGUCCCGAUGAAGAUCAUUUCAAUGUUGAUUGGAAUAUGUCAAUUUCUCACAAGAAAGAAAAAUUGGGAGUAUAUUUUUAUUGCUAUAAAUCGGAAGAGAGUGCAUCCGCGUGGUCCAUUGAUACUGAAUACGAUCUUGCACUCAAAAACUCGAGUGGGAAACGAAUUUCAAUAGAUUUUAAGUAUAAAUUUUCGACCUCAACAGGAUUUGGAACUGCUGAAUUGGUUAGUUGGGACGCAAUGAUCAAGGAUUACCUGAUCGAUGACGUCAUCAUCAUGGAAGCCACUGUAAAAAUCAUAAAUUUGAUGGGAAUUCCGAAGAAAACGCUCAGAACAUUCGAUGAGUCGAACGAGGAGUUUUCCGAUGUGAUUCUGACUGUCGAAGACGAGAAGUUCUACGUUUUGAAGCAGUUCCUCGCCUCUCAUUCUUCACACUUCAAGACACUCUUUUUGAGAAAAUGCGAGGAAGAAGCUGAAAAAUCAGAAUAUACACUUCAGGAUAUCAACUCCAUCGAUUUUCAGAAUCUUCUAGAGGUGUUGCACGGAGAACCGGCUAUCGAUGAGGAAACUGUUCAAGGAAUUCGUGAUUUGGCUGACAAGUACGAUAUGCCGUUCCCAACUCGCAAAUGCGAGGAAUUCCUUAUCGAUUUGUCUGAAAAAUCGAUAAAGGAGAAGCUUAAAAUCGCUAAGCAAUUCCAGCUGGAGAAGUUGAAGAUGCAUUGUCUCUCAAAAAUCGAAACUGUCGAUCAUAUCAAAGCGGCAAUGACAGGCGAUCCAAUUGAAAUGGAUUUGAGUGUGCUGGCGGCUCUUCUCGGAAAAUCACUGGCUCUUCAUUGAUCUUUACGAUCGAAUUUGUUAAUUUUUUACCUUAACUAUUCUAUCCUUGUUUUUUGUUGAAAUUUUGAAUGAAUCCUUGUUGUUUU